CAUUGACUUAUUUGCGAAAUGUAUGCCGGUUGACAGCACUGUUGGAAACGGGUUAACGAAUAGAAAUUAAUAAGAAUUUGUUAGUAGAGGGUAAUUUUCACGGUGGUAAUAAAAAACGCGGCGCAUGUGGGAUUUUAAGAAUCGAGUCAUAAUCUAUAGAAUAAGUCGAAAUCUAAAACACGAGGAAAGACCUUUCAGAAUGAGGAACACCAAUCUAUGAUAUCUGCGCGUUUGCUGUGCGUUUGCUGCGUGUUGUUAACGUUUAACGCUGGUACAAUAUUAUCUGAACAAACUGUGUCCUAGGUGGUUUACCAUUCCACUAUUUAUAUUUGCGCGUCUUGAUUUGACAUUGAACGACAACCAUAUGGGGAACUAUAUUGACAGAAACAGGAUUCUUAAAAGCAGAAUUUUCAGGCUAAGUGGCUUGGAAAUUUAUAAAAAAGACACUCUAUUUGUCAAGAGUUCUAUCAAUUUUUUUUUGCGAAGCGAAAUAAUGAUGUCAUUUUGUGAACGCCGGUGUUUUUAUUAGUUGAAUAUUUUGUCGUGUGUUUAUACUUUGCUAGACAUUCAACCUGUUAUCUUGUUGUAUUGACUGAUGCUACCCUUUUCGCACCUUUGUCUCUUAUUACGUGACCUGUCGCCAAAACAAAUGUAGGCAGCGGUGAUUGGUAGCGUACGGGCAUGACCCUGGAUUCCAUGGCUUCCUUAAAAACACAAUAUCUGGCGUAGUGAUAUUGCUGGACUAGAAGUCGAGAGAAAAAAGUAACCAAUAGCAUGUCUGUUUUGUCAAACCUGAUUGAUAGGGUAACCACAGGCCGGGACAGUGACCGAACACCUUCUAUUACAAACCACCAAUCACCCCCUUUAACCUGUAUGACAUCCAACACCGUAUAUGGAAACAGAUGUCAUAGAAACCCGACAGUCGCAAUGCAAGAGUCAUAGUUCAACUCUAUAGCCAGACACACUUCUGGCAACAGUGCUAGCUGAACUAUGGAUAUGCCGGUUACUAAUGCACCAGUGUGGAGCAACGAAGAUCUGACUGCCGACACCGCCCCGUCACAGCAUACACCGACAACACCGACUGGUAUACAGCAGUCAAAUAAAAUCCCCGGACACGUUAAUCAAUCGAGUCAGCAACCACUGCCUGGACAAAUGUGUCCGGCACCACAAGCUACACCGCCCACCCAAACACAGUUAGUCAACUCACAGCAGACUGGAAGCAUACCGACCAGUCAAAUGUGUACGACACCGCAACAAACCCCGACCACCCCGACCCUAUGCACACCCGAAACUACAACACCCACAGGCUCCACUACAGAAUCACAAUCCUCAGGUGGAACUAACCAGUCAAAUGGACAGCAAAAUGGAACAGGGCAACACAUAGAAUGCGUGGUUUGUGGUGAUAAGAGUAGUGGUAAACAUUAUGGACAGUUUACAUGUGAGGGGUGCAAAAGUUUUUUCAAACGUUCCGUCCGACGAAACCUGAGCUACUCAUGCAGGGGGAAUCGCAACUGUCCGAUGGACCAGCACCAUCGCAAUCAGUGUCAGUAUUGUAGAUUAAAGAAGUGCCUGAAAAUGGGAAUGCGUAGAGAAGGUAGGUAGCCUCGUUAAAAUCAA
Molecule: messenger RNA, 1617 nt
Organism: Anneissia japonica
Lineage: Eukaryota; Metazoa; Echinodermata; Crinoidea; Comatulida; Comatulidae
Product: COUP transcription factor 2-like
Exons: 2
Coding region: 991-1602 (203 amino acids)
Biological process (GO): cell differentiation; anatomical structure development; regulation of transcription by RNA polymerase II
Molecular function (GO): nuclear receptor activity; zinc ion binding; RNA polymerase II cis-regulatory region sequence-specific DNA binding
Source: RefSeq, a predicted model, not a curated record